CUUCUGUCUGAACUUCUCUCCCCGGACAGGUUCUGGCCAAUGAUCUGGAGGACGAACAUCUACUGGAUGUGGAGCCGCAUGGGGCCCUGGAAAAUGGGAAGCUGAAAAUUAGAUCUUUUUUAAAAUAUACGCUGCAAAUAAGGUCCCCUUUCUAAGGAAUCCCUUCAGAGCUGCAUUUCUUCAGAUCAUCUCCCGGGACAGUGGCAUUGUGGAGCUAAGGCAAACCAGGCCAGACUCAGCACUGGAAUCCCUGUCACUAUUGCUUGAAGACCCAAGAAAGUUGCUCUGCCACUCAAAUAAGGGAAACACAACUUCCCUCUGGAUUAUCUGACAUUGUGAACACCUGCUGCACGGUGACUCUGCUCUUAAUAGAUGGGUUCAGCCUUUACGAAGUUCUGCAUGCAGUUCUGCUGCUGCUGUUGCGCCGGCGACGAAGACGAUGAGGAUGAGAAGCAGCCAUUAGUACCUCAGGAUCCGUUGGAGUAUUUUAACCGUGAAGUCCAGAAGCGUCGUGAUGAGGAGACCAACCUGUGGAGUACACCAGGAGACCCCAGCCACUCAGAGAGAGAUGAUGACCGGGCCCUUUACGCCCUGCUGCAGGCCAGGAACAAGACCCGCAUGGGCUCUACGGGCUAUCGCCGUCUGAGUGUUGAUAUUGAGGCCAUGAGAGAUACCCGCCGAGAGGUCAGAGACAAGUGGAAGACAAUUCUGGAGAACCUAGGUUUCAUGGCAGAGGCAGACUCGCUGCUGACAGUGUCUGCCGGUGCCUCACAUGACCGCAUGCGUAACGCCCCAGCAGCACGUGCCCUUCUCCAUACACUCCACUCUGAGACCUCCAUCUUCAGCAGCAGAGAACCACCACCAGAAAGAUAUCUCUUCAUCCUGGAUCGUCUCCUGUAUUUAGAUAUAGCCGAAGAUUUUCUGGCAAAGGCAAAGCGCUUCUAUCCGCCGAAGGAUGAUUCAGACGAGGAAAUGCCAGGCCUUAACAUAAACCUGCCGCUGCUUCUGGCCAGGGUAGAGGCCAUGAACGGAGGAGGCGACGACGAUGAGGACGAGAGCGACAGAGACGAUGGAAACUUGAGUGACAGAUCCUAAGGUCUACCAGCUGCAGUAAUAAUAGACACAAAGCAGGGGGCAGUAGUCAUCAACCCUUGAGACCUGGAUGACUUGCAUUGCUCCUCUCUUCAAGUGUCUGUUGCCUCAUGCAGUGUUGCUGCUGCCUCUUGGAAGUUUUAGGCUGAAGAAUUUCUCUUUUCUCCCCCACUGCACAGCUUUAGUCUUAUUCUGUGUCCUCUGGUCAAAUCUCUAAGGGUUUAGCAGGUUUCCAGGUGAAUGUUACAGAGCUGUUAACUCUGUGUGUGUUUUUUCUUCUGUCUGCCAAAGAGUUUUAUCAAGUUCCAAGCCUGUUUAUUGUUCAGCUGUUGCAAACCUUCAGGGUAGCGAUGUUCCUUCGAGCAGAGCCUCUUUAUAUUUUGUCCUAUGAUUAUCAGCACUCAUUUCAUCCAAUCACAUGAUCAGUAACAACACUGAAAAAAUAGCCCAGUAAGUAAUAAUUUUAACCAGUUAAAGUCUGCAGCAUUGGCUUCAAACACUAGAAAAGAGCUGAUGGAUAUACAAUGUAGUAUGUUCUGAAUGUUGAAAUGAUUGUGCUUGUGACUUUCUGGAGGUGUGAGGGUGUUUUUUCCCUCCCGCGAUUUGCUGAUAAUGUGAAAGAUUUCUACACUCGUGGCAGUUUGUGCAUGUGUUAUGGUGUCCAGUUCAUGAUGAAAUAAAGUUUGCAGCCUAAAGCCUG
This is a messenger RNA of Lates calcarifer (barramundi perch), 1792 nucleotides long. RefSeq names its product melanoregulin (gene mreg). The coding region runs from base 373 to 1095 and encodes 240 amino acids. Gene Ontology annotation, cellular component: melanosome. NCBI's taxonomy places the organism in Eukaryota, Metazoa, Chordata, Actinopteri, Centropomidae. Gene Ontology annotation, biological process: melanosome transport. The transcript has 6 exons. The record is from RefSeq and is a predicted model, not a curated record.